AUGUCAACCUUUGGCACACUCUUCCGCGUAACCACCUAUGGGGAGAGCCAUUGCGCCUCGGUAGGCGCGAUCAUCGACGGCUGUCCUCCUGGCCUUUCGCUAUCGCCCGUGGACAUCCAGGUUCAGUUGAGUCGUCGUAGGCCCGGUCAGAGCAACCUAACCACUCCUCGCGACGAGAAGGAUCUUGUACAUCUUCAGUCUGGCAUUGAGCAUGGUGUCACUCUAGGCACUCCCAUCGGGCUCCUUGUCAAAAACGAGGACCAGCGCCCGAAGGACUAUUCCGAGACAGAUCUCUACCCUCGUCCCAGCCAUGCAGAUUACACCUACCUAGAAAAGUACGGCGUGAAGGCUAGCAGCGGUGGAGGUCGGAGCAGUGCCCGUGAGACCAUCGGCCGAGUCGCCGCAGGUGCAAUCGCGGAGAUAUACCUCAAACAGGCGCUUGGUAUCGAGAUCGUUGCAUUUGUUUCAUCCGUUGGGAAAGUGCACCUGCCAUCCUCCGUUUCAUCUUCCAACUUGAACGAAGAAGACGACGAUGUUGAAGACUCUCUGUCUCCUGAAUUCCGCAAAUUACUCGCAACCGUCACCCGGGAGGAGGUUGAUAAGUUUCCUACUCGCUGCCCUCAUGCUGAAACAUCAGAACGUAUGAUCAAGCGCAUUAUUCGCGCUAAAGAUGCUUCCGAUUCCAUCGGCGGUACCGUGACUUGCGUGAUUCGCAACGUUCCGGCUGGCCUCGGAGAGCCAGUUUUCGACAAGUUUGAAGCAAAGCUUGCACACGCUAUGCUAUCUAUCCCUGCUACCAAGGCCUUUGAAAUAGGGUCAGGUUUCCGUGGCACUGAGGUGCCUGGGAGCAAGCACAAUGACCCUUUCGUCAAGAAGGAAAAUGGUCGGUUGGGCACGGCGACGAACUGGAGUGGCGGUGUGCAGGGCGGUAUCACAAAUGGGGAAGACAUCUACUUCAGGAUUGGAUUCAAGUCUCCUGCUACGAUUUCACAAGAGCAAGAGACUGCACAAUACGACGGAACGCCUGGGUCCUUGGCGGCCCGUGGGCGCCACGACCCUUGCGUUGUUCCUCGUGCUGUGCCCAUCGUUGAGGCGAUGGCCGCACUCGUUGUCAUAGAUGAGCUGUUGAUCCAGAACUCCCGACAGAGGGCAGCAUCGUUGCUUCCUCGUGUCACAACGCUGCCGCCGACCAUGGUCCUUCCCAAAUGA
Heterobasidion irregulare TC 32-1 is the source of this 1209-nucleotide messenger RNA. RefSeq lists its product as uncharacterized. Gene Ontology annotation, biological process: chorismate biosynthetic process; aromatic amino acid biosynthetic process. Gene Ontology annotation, molecular function: FMN binding; chorismate synthase activity. Gene Ontology annotation, cellular component: cytosol. Bases 1 to 1209 code for a protein of 402 amino acids. The transcript has 6 exons. The record is from RefSeq and is a predicted model, not a curated record. Lineage: Eukaryota; Fungi; Basidiomycota; Agaricomycetes; Russulales; Bondarzewiaceae.